CAGAGAGAGACACAUUUCACAUGGAUACCAACACCAACGUUACAUGAAAUCCCGAAACUGUAGGACUAUAAAAUACUGGUGUGAUAUAUGAGACCUGCCUGAAGGAGAGAGAGAGAGAGAGAUGAAAGUAGAAGGCAGUGCUAUCCCAAAGCUGCGCCCACUCAAAGAUGUCUUCCCAUGGAGAGAGUUCUCCUACACAGCCCGUCUGAGCCCCACAGAGACCCACGACACAGCUGGAUGGCUCGACACUCUGACUGCCCUCAACAAUCCUCAUCCACCCCACCCCAUCUGUGAGAGAAUGCACCCCAGUGGCACCCACUGCUCUGCCCCGGAGGAGAGCCGCAAGACCCCCACAGACCCUGGAGAGGCUCAGCUGGACUUCUACCGUAAACUGGGCUACUCCCCAGCGCAGGUCCGGACCGUGCUGCAGAAGUUUGGCCUGAACACAGACACUAACAGGGUUCUGGGGGAGCUGGUGCGGACUGGAGUCAGCCCAGAAGGGAUGGAGAAGGAGUGGGAGAAGGAGGGCGCCCCAUCUACCAUGUCUAUCCUGGUGACCCGAGGGGAGACCCUCAGUAACCUGCCCCUCACCCCUCCACCCAGCCGGGAGGAUGCAACCAGUGAGGAGGGAGAUGCCCUGAGACCCAUAGUGAUCGAUGGGAGCAACGUGGCUAUGAGCCACGGGAACAAGGAAGUGUUUUCCUGCCUGGGAAUCCAGCUGGCGGUAAACUUCUUCCUGGACAGAGGUCAUACUGAUAUCACCGUGUUUGUUCCCUCAUGGAGGAAGGAGCAGCCUAGACCAGAUGUCCCCAUCACAGAACAACACAUUUUGCGUGAGCUGGAGAGGAAGAAGAUCGUGGUGUUCACCCCUUCGCGGCGGGUAGCGGGCAAACGGGUGGUCUGCUAUGAUGAUCGCUUCAUCGUCAAGCUGGCGCAUGAGUCCGACGGCAUCAUCGUGUCCAACGACACCUACCGUGACCUUCAGGGCGAGAGGCAGGAGUGGAAGCGCUUCAUUGAGGAGAGGCUACUCAUGUACUCCUUCGUCAAUGACAAGUUCAUGCCCCCUGAUGACCCUCUGGGUCGCCAUGGUCCCACCCUGGAGAACUUUCUACGGAAGGUUCCUCGGUUACCACGGAAACAGCCAUGUCCUUAUGGAAGGAAAUGCACUUACGGGAUGAAGUGUAAAUUCUACCACCCGGAACGAGCCAACCAAUCUAAUCGCUCUCUGGCUGACGAGCUGCGGGAGAAGGCCAAGCUGUCUUUAUCACAACAUAAACACCCCAACACAGGUGCUGGACCUGCCAAUGGCCUUUCCCUGGACGAGAAUACGGCUCAGAAACUGACCCUAGAACAGUGGAAUGGCUCCCUGAAGAAAGGCCACAUCAGUGAGAAUGUGCUUCUGCUCAAGGGAAGCCAUCGUUCCAGCCGGAGGUCCCCAGCCAAGAAGGACAAGUCCAACCGACACUUCAUGACCGACCUGGACUCGGCCCUGCCCAGUGGCUCUCACUCCCCGACCGACCUGGACUCGGCCCUGCCCAGUGGCUCUCACUCCCCGACCGACCUGGACUCGGCCCUGCCCAGUGGCUCUCAGGAGCGACUAGAUUCUGGUCUUGGCUCCUUCGAGAGCCAAGCGUCUGACCCCUCCAGGGACCACUGUGACCGCUAUGGGACGGCUGGGUACAGGAACUGCCAGUCCACCCCCAGUAUGAGACAACAACUCUAUUCCCUGCCUAGCAACCCGCCUUGUAGCUGCGGCUCUCAUCCUCCUCAGCCUUUACUGGGCCCCAGCGCAGGAUACCAACAACAUCACAGCAGGGGCCCAGCCAGCACCCACAACCCAGGCAUGAUAACCUACUACCCACCCUAUUACCUCAACUAUGGGGCACCAAUGUAUCCAGUUGGUAAGCAUCACUACAGCCACCCCAAUGACUUCCAACAGCAGGGCAGUGCCCAUCCUCCACAGCAGACCUACUGGUCCGAUCCAUUCGGGACUUAUCCUCAGACUCUCCUUAGCGCUGCUCAGGAGGCGAAGCAGAGACACUGGCCCUUCCCCCAGACACAGCCCCACCCCCACGGGGAGGGCAGGGAGAGGGAGGAGGUCAGGAAGAAGCUGCUGGCCAUCUUUCACCGCCGUCUGGUGGACAAGGCCAUGGACAUGUUCCCCCAGCUCAUGGACCCACAGAGAUUGGCUGCUGAGAUCCUCACCCUGCAGUCUCAGGGCCUGUGAUUGGCUCGUGGCUCUGGUCUGGUGGGGACUGGGAAUUGUAGUUUCUUUCAAUUGAAAGAAUCUCUUGUGAAAGACUGCAAGCUACUGUAAAGAUCUGUGUUGUGUCCAAGGUUAAGUAGUGUUUUCCACUUUGGGGAAACAUUGAUCUUCCUACUGUAUGUGCUGUGCCAAAGGUGUUCUUGCCACGUGUUUCAGGACCCGGGUUGCUUAUAUUGCUUCCGAUAGCGUGAAACCUGAGGCAAUGGAUUGUUGAUGCAAAUUGCAUCUUUUGGGGGGGAAAUAAUUAUUUCUAGACCAUUGAAUGUAUUCGAUGGGUAAAUGUAAUGUAUUUGAGGAGCAAUAUUCUUACAGUAUGCAUGUACAUAUGUAUGAUGUAGUGUUCUAAGGUCUAUGUAUCAAGAUGAGUUAUGGCAUAAAGAGUUUUAUUUGUAUUUUGUAUUUAUUAUGGAUCCCCAUUAGCUGCUGCCUUGGCAACAGCUACUCUUCCC
Coregonus clupeaformis (lake whitefish) is the source of this 2715-nucleotide messenger RNA. Its product is annotated as ribonuclease ZC3H12A-like. Bases 122 to 2227 code for a protein of 701 amino acids. Gene Ontology annotation, biological process: nuclear-transcribed mRNA catabolic process, RNase MRP-dependent; 3'-UTR-mediated mRNA destabilization. Gene Ontology annotation, molecular function: metal ion binding; mRNA binding; RNA endonuclease activity. The transcript has 6 exons. The record is from RefSeq and is a predicted model, not a curated record. NCBI's taxonomy places the organism in Eukaryota, Metazoa, Chordata, Actinopteri, Salmoniformes, Salmonidae. Gene Ontology annotation, cellular component: cytoplasmic ribonucleoprotein granule; nucleus.